AUGGAGAAAUCACUUAACCCUAUUCACACACUCACUCGACUUCUUGGCUAUCUUCUCAUUAAAUUAGGUCUACAAUUUCUUCAAAAUGUCCAUGCCUUCACGUACAAAGAAUUGAAAGUCGCCACCAAUGAUUUCCAUCCUUCCAAUAAAAUUGGUGAAGGUGGAUUUGGAUCUGUUUAUAAGGGAAGACUUAACGACGGAGUAGAUGUGGCUGUGAAAGUGCUUUCAGCUGAAUCAAAGCAAGGAGACAGGGAGUUCAUGUCUGAGCUAGCAUCACUCUCCAACAUUUGCCAUCAAAACCUGGUCAAGAUGCGCGGUGGCUGCAUCGAAGGCCGCCGUCGAAUUCUUGUUUAUGAUUACAUGGAGCACAACAGCCUCGCUCACAUGUUGCUAGGUGAGGAGAAAAUUAGGUCAAAAUUGAAUUGGAGGGUACGGCGAGAAAUUUGUCUAGGAAUUGCUAGGGGGCUUGCUUACAUUCACGAGGAGGUAAAACCGCACAUUGUGCACAGAGAUAUCAAAGCCAGCAACAUACUUUUGGAGAAGAACUUUCAUCCAAGAAUCUCAGACUUUGGACUGUCAAAACUAUUCCCAGAAAACAUUACUCACAUCAGUACACGAGUGGCUGGAACAUUAGGCUAUCUUGCUCCGGAAUAUGCCAUUUCUGGAAACCUAACCCGAAAGUCAGACGUAUACAGUUUUGGAGUGUUGAUUUUACAAAUAGUCAGUGGAAGAUCUGCAGUUGACUUUGAUCUAGAACUUGGAGAACAUUAUCUUGUCCAAAAGGCAUGGGAAAUGUACAAGAGCAAGAGGCUUGUGGAUCUGGUGGACUCUAGACUUGAAGUUGAUGGAAACUUUUCAGAAAAAGAAGCCAUCGAGUUCUUAAAGUUGGGUCUGCUUUGCGUACAAGAGAAAUGCAGCCUCCGGCCCCGCAUGUCGACAGCCAUUAAGCUCAUGACGAUGAUGAACAUGAAGGAUGAGAUGAACAUGAAUUUGUUUGUGAACGUGGAAAUUUGUGAGCCAGGAGUUAUUACUGAUAAGAUGGACCUAAAAAUAGCCCACAGGACUGAUAGAAGCUCACCACUUAGCAUCUCCACCAUGCCAAGCCCCCAACCUUACCCUUUCAGAAUCUAAAUUAUUAUUAUUAUUAUUAAUUAACGUAGAGUUAGAAGCCUAGCAACUACGGAAGUAGUGGUGCAAAAUUUGUCAUAUAGUCAUGAAGAAUAUCUAUGAUAAUAAAAUCUCACAUUUCGUAACACGAUAUAAUUAGGUAUGUGAAUUCAGGGGAUUCCGAGCCUCUACAUUUAGAUCACACAUUUUAGAACCAAAAAAGAAGAAAUUUGUUCAAAUUCCGGGUCUUACAACAUAAACAUCUUAUAUUGUGAGAUAGCUGGAGAGAUCAUAUACAUUAUUUCUCCCAUAUAUGUGAAGCUAGAUCAUAGAAUGUUUAAUUUUUCAAUUACUGUUAGCAAUAUAUCAGUUCCAUUAAAAUGGUCAUAUGAUAUAUUAUUUCUCAGCUAGAAUAUCAUUUGAAAUUCAAUCAGAUAUAUUGGGAAAGAAUCUAUUCCUGAGACACUUGGAGUGUACAAUCUAUACAUAUAACCCAGAAGGUAGCUUAGGUGGGACCUCACUUACACUAGCUAGCUGGUACAUAUUCAUGC
Prunus avium (sweet cherry) is the source of this 1658-nucleotide messenger RNA. The record is from RefSeq and is a predicted model, not a curated record. Lineage: Eukaryota; Viridiplantae; Streptophyta; Magnoliopsida; Rosales; Rosaceae.